CUCUUCCUCAUCCAGUUCAUGCGAGAUGUGUGAGUGCUCUCACUCACGUCAUCCUCAACCACCACCCAGCUGCUUUCCCCUCCUCUUAAUCCCCACCGAGACAAAUCCAUCAAACCCUAGUCCUCCUCCUCAUCUGCGCCGCCGGCCGCCGUCCUCCCUUUGUUUCUUCCCGUCUUCCAAGCGAGAACAGAGAGCAGAGAAGAGGUGUCUGCAAAUUCAGUUAAAUAUCCUGUUAACAUCGAGAAAAUCCGCCGAGGAAACCUCUCCUUCCCGCUGCCUCCCGGCGUCCUCUCCGCCGCCUGAGUGCGGGAAUGGAGCCACCACGUCAAGGCCGUCUCCCUCGCAGCAGAACCAGGACUGGAGCCGCUCGGAAUCUUCGUCGACAUCAAGGUCUUCCUCCUGAAACGCUGUCCGUGUUCGCGGACCUUGCUCUGCACCGCGUCAACAAAUCCAGCCUUCCCCAACCAGUACGACUCCAGCAGCAUCCUCCUGCAUUUGCUUCUUCCCGGAUAGGAUCGCGAAGUGGUGUGGUGAGAUACGACAAGUUCUCCGGAUGUCCCUCGACAAGCUUUAACAGGUAUGAAGAUAUGUUCGAUGAAGACGACGUUAGCAAGGUUACCCUUCCGGCUUGUAUCGGCUGGGGCAGUUUGAGGAUCAUGACCCUGACCAAUGUCAAGAACAGCAUGGACGUGCAGAUCAGGUUAAGGAUGGAUUGUAUCAUAUCCGCCAAAGGAAGGAGCUGA
Lolium perenne is the source of this 743-nucleotide messenger RNA. The record is from RefSeq and is a predicted model, not a curated record. Lineage: Eukaryota; Viridiplantae; Streptophyta; Magnoliopsida; Poales; Poaceae.